AUGACGACGCUCCAUGCAUUCACCUGCGAUGACCUUUUCCACUUCAAUAACGUCAACCUGGACCCACUGAUAGAGACCUACGGGAUACCCUUCUGCCUGCAGUACCUGGCCCACUGGCCCGAGUAUUUCAUUGUCGGUUACAUAAUGGGUAAAGCAGAAGGCUCUGUGGCUAGGGAAGAAUGGCAUGGACAUGUUACUGCUCCCUCUGUUGCGCCAGAGUGUCGACGGCUGGGUUUGGCCACUAAAUUUAUGGAACUACUGGAAGGAAUUUCAGAAAAAAAGGGUGGAUUUUUUGUUGAUCUCUUUGUGAGAGUAUCAAAUCAGGUUGCAGUAAAUAUGUAUAAGCAACUAGGCUACACUGUGUACCAGACGUAUUACUCUGCUAGCAGUGGAGAGACAGAUGAAGAUGCUUAUGAUAUGAGAAAAGCUCUUUCCAGAGAUACAGAGAAUAAAUCAAUUAUACCUCUGCCUCAUCCUGUGAGACCAGAAGACAUUGAGUAACUGUAAGCUGUGAUUCUCAGUCAACUUACUAAGAGUGUCAGGUUCCUUCUUCCCCUAGCCCCCAAGAACUUACAGAUGAGAAAUCUUAGGUUCAGUGUUUUUCCCCAUGAAAUACCAAAAAGCAAUAUUGAGAAGCUUACUAACACUGCUUCUAUUGGUAGUGGCUGCAUACUCUUGCACUUACCCUGUUAU
Messenger RNA from Gymnogyps californianus (California condor), 693 nucleotides. Its product is annotated as N-alpha-acetyltransferase 20-like. The record is from RefSeq and is a predicted model, not a curated record. Gene Ontology annotation, molecular function: protein-N-terminal amino-acid acetyltransferase activity. Gene Ontology annotation, cellular component: NatB complex. Gene Ontology annotation, biological process: N-terminal peptidyl-methionine acetylation. Lineage: Eukaryota; Metazoa; Chordata; Aves; Accipitriformes; Cathartidae.